Molecule: messenger RNA, 1104 nt
Organism: Fusarium redolens
Lineage: Eukaryota; Fungi; Ascomycota; Sordariomycetes; Hypocreales; Nectriaceae
Exons: 1
Coding region: 1-1104 (367 amino acids)
Source: RefSeq, a predicted model, not a curated record
AUGGCCAGGUUUCAAGAUCUACCUGUCGAGCUCAUAGUGGCGAUUAUGAACUAUGUCGACACGCCAGAGGGUAUUCUCGACUUGAUUCACGCGGAUCCUUGGGCGCUGCACUGCUUUCUCAACAACAGGAAACAAGUGAUAAAGCCGUAUCUCAACAAUCUUCUGAAAGUUUGUGGGGGUCAUGUUUCAACUGCCUAUUUGUUAGCAGCUCGACUCCGCCAUGCUAAGAAGGACCCUGGAUUCAACAGUUACAUGCCACACCAUCGUGAGCGAAUGCUCAGUCCAAUUCUUCGGUCUUGUAUUAACGGCCCUGAUACUCAACGCCCCUUCUCAUACCGCGCCUCACUAGCGGCCAUUUGCGCGCUUUCGACUCUCGCCAUCGAUGUUGGAUGGAUAACAACGAGCUAUAUUUCCCAAGCACGUGCAGAGGUACUCAGAUAUGUAAUACGUUCUAAAGACUUGCCUGAAGUUUCCUCCAAGGAGCACCAAAAGUUCACCAACGCCGCUUGUCGCUUCGAGAGCUACGUUCAAGCCUUCUUCCACAUUGAGAAGCCGUUAUUUCCGAGGGACCUGAACAUUCGUCGACUUCUAUUUGCUCCGUGUCUUUGUGGUGCACAAGGGGAGCUUUACGCCACGAAAACUUUCUAUUCCAUUGCCUAUUAUGUCUAUGAUCAACACUGCACCAUGCUACAGAAUAUAAUCAGCCACCUGAGACUAGGCGAAACACCCAUUAGUGGCACGGCUCAGGACACCACUCAAACAACGGGAGAGCGGCAAAAGCGGCGACUGCAAAACUGCAUACAACUCGACUUGAACAAGUACAUACAUUACCUCACAUCACAAGGGCUGGGCAUGCUUCCACACCUCCAGAGUAUGGCGCUUCAAGAUCAGUUACGGUUUGUGCUCUCAAAUUUUGAGAGUAUUCUGGACAGUCGAUACCCUAACAUUCUCAUGGUUCACGGUAUUGAUCUCUAUAAGAUUGGAACAGUAGAGAGACAUGGCUGGAAUCCAUGGGUGUCUUGUGAGCACAUAUUUGAAAUUGGAUCCGAUCAAUGGAAAUGGGCAGAAUCAUUCUGGGAUUCCGAUCGGAGGUUUCUUUCGUAG